Molecule: messenger RNA, 1074 nt
Organism: Lathyrus sativus (Indian pea)
Lineage: Eukaryota; Viridiplantae; Streptophyta; Magnoliopsida; Fabales; Fabaceae
Source: the annotation of a GenBank genome assembly
AUGUUCUGUCCAAGAUCACUGCACUUCCCCAAAAGCUCCUUUACCUUCUCUUCGUUCUCCCACCGCUUCACCUGUAACUACAAGAAUAUUGUUGAAAUGGCGCGAUCUUCAUUGGAUGAGAUAUCAGACUCCGGAGCGUUCACGAGAACUGCUUCCACAUUCCGACAAUUCGUUUCCAGGGAUCUUAAUUCCCAAUUUCCGGCUGAGUCAGGAAGGUAUCAUCUCUACAUAUCAUAUGCUUGUCCUUGGGCUUGCAGAUGCCUAGCUUAUUUGAAGAUCAAAGGACUUGACAAAGCCAUCAGUUUCUCGGCGGUCAAACCGAUAUGGGGAAUAACGAAAGAAUCAGAUCAACAUGUGGGAUGGGUUUUUCCUGAAUCGAAUACCGAGGUUCUUGGAGCUGAACCCGAUCCCCUGAAUGGAGCAAAGAGUGUUAGAGAACUUUAUGAAAUCGCAAGUACAAACUACUCCGGAAAGUUCACCGUUCCAAUUCUGUGGGAUAAGAAACUCAAGACAAUCGUUAACAACGAAAGCUCGGAGAUAAUCCGCAUGUUUAAUACUGAAUUCAACAAUAUUGCAGAGAAUCCCGCUUUGGAUCUGUAUCCCACUGAAUUGAGAGCACAAAUUGAUGAAACGAAUGAGUGGACAUAUCAUGAUAUAAACAACGGUGUUUAUAAAUGUGGAUUUGCAAAGAAACAGGAGCCAUAUGUUGAUGCUGUUACACGAUUAUAUGAAGCUUUGGACAAAUGCGAAGAUAUACUAAGCAAGCAACGCUAUAUAUGUGGCAACAAGCUUACUGAAGCAGACAUUCGAUUGUUUGUCACACUCAUUCGAUUUGACGAGGUUUAUGCGGUUCACUUUAAGUGUAACAAGAAGCUACUGCGGGAAUACCCGAAUAUCUUCAACUAUACCAAAGAUAUUUUCCAAGUUCCUGGCAUUAGUAGAACGGUGAACAUGGAACAUAUAAAGUUACAUUACUAUGGAAGUCAUCCUUCUAUCAAUCCAUUUGGGAUCGUUCCUGUGGGACCAAAUAUCGAUUAUUCUGCUCCCCAUGACAGAGAAAAGUUUUCUGCUUAG